AUGGAUAAUAAGAUAUUCUUUUAGAAUUUACACCUUUUUAUUUUAAUUUCACUAAUCCUUAUAAUGUAAUAUUUAAUACUAAGUUAUAAUCAAUUUGUAAUCGAAUAUCUUCUAUAACAAGAUACACAACAACUAGUCGAAGUACAUUUAAAUUAUUUAUUAUUCCUUAAUCACCUAUAGCAGUAAGAAAUAGAAUGUUGGGAUUCACAUAACAAUUAUACUUAAAUACAACUAUAAUAAAUAAAGAUUUAAAUGAUGAAGCAUCUAUAACAUAUACAUGCUAUUGUAUGUGUGAGGACAUAGUUAAUGGAACUGCUUGUUAAAAUUAAAUAAAUUAAACUCUUGUUUUUUGAUAAUAAUUUCAAUUAAUAUAUUCCUCGCAGAAUAUUUGAAACAUAUAAGGUUGUUAAAUUAUUAAGCAGAAAUAUUUAAGGAAAAUUUUAAUUAUUCAACCAAAGUUUAAAUUUUACUUAGAGAAUUAGAUUUAUCUGUUUUAAUAAUCUAAGGUUGUUGAUCUUUUGA
Molecule: messenger RNA, 522 nt
Organism: Paramecium sonneborni
Lineage: Eukaryota; Ciliophora; Oligohymenophorea; Peniculida; Parameciidae
Source: the annotation of a GenBank genome assembly